CUCGCCCGCGAAGCCAGGGCACCCGCGCAGCGAGAUUCCAGCCCCAGUCCCCACGGGCGGGCGCCCUGGGCUGUGGAAGGCGCGGGGCUCCCUGUGGCAUCGCCCGAUGGGGUCGGGCGCCCGCGGCAUCACCGCCUAGUGCGCUCCUGGCUGACUUCAGUCCGUCUCGCGGCCUCUCCCGGGUUUAUCCCCCGCAGCAGCUGCCGCCUCGGGACACGCUCAUUCCCACGGCCACCGGCAAGCCACUCCUGGCGACUCCCCGGGACCUGAUGAGCCGCGGCGCGGAGGUGACCGUCCCCGGCCUGCGCCUCCCUUCUUCCUCCUCCCCAGCUGGGCGCGUGGUCGCGUCGCCGGGGGACUCUGCUGAUGCCCGAGAAAUGGGGUGGGGGUGCCGGGUGCCAGAAUGGGGUGGGGCGGCCCGAGGCCGGCCUGACUCCGGGACCGGGCUGCGGGCGAGGGUCUCGAGGCCCGGCUCGGCGGGCUUCCGGGCCGAGAGAGAAGGGUAGAGGAAGCGGUCAGGGUCCCCUCCGGCCCCGGCCUCCCUCCCGGAGUACAAGCCCUUGGAGGCCAGCUUUUGGGUUGCUGCCUCCCAGCCCUUUCGGUCUCCACUUCUCCCCACGGACGUUCACAACUGCUCCCUUUAUUUCUCCCUCCAUUCCCCCGUGGAGCCCCCUCAGCAGCGGAGGGGUCGCGUGCUUCUCUUCUCCCGCCUGCGCCUCCCUCCUUCCCACCCGACAGCCCAGGAGGAGCUGCGGGCGCGGCCCUGGGACCGCCGGAGCCUGGGGCGUCUGCUCGCUCGCGCCCUCCCAGGCGUUGCCGCGGGUCCGAGCCCCCGCAGAGGUGGGCAUAGCCCCAGGGCCGCGGAAAACGAAGGCAGCUGGGCAGGGACGCUCGAUUUUCCGAGCCCCACUUUCCUUUCACAGCCCACUGGGAUGUGUAGUUCUUCCGCCCGUCGGCCGGCGCCGAGGAGAAGCACGACUCCAGGCCUUAGAAACUACAAGUCCCUGCAUGCCCCGCGACAAGGGCAGGAGAGGCGUGGUGCCGGGCGUUCUGGGGCUAGGUGGUGCGAGAUGGGAACCAACAAAGGGAGUUGUGGGGAACGGUGCCUUCUCUGUACUGGGCAGUUUGCACGUUACACAUGUUCUUUGUCUAGUCUUCACCGGAACCCGGCGAGGCAUUAUUGUAUCCAGCUUAGAGAAAGCUUAACUACUGGCCAAACAUCACAAAGCUCCCAAGUAGUAGAGAUGGCAUCGAACCCAGAGCCCUAAGUAUGUCCCUUACAAAGCGUGCCUCAGUGAGGAGUGUCGAAGGGGGAUGAGAUUGGCUUAUCCAAGAGGGCCAGUUGGGAGGAGCUGUGGUAAGGAAAAAGUGAUGGGAAUAGCAAUUAGAGUAUGACAUGAAAUUACAAGGAGUUUUGAAUACAAGUGAAAUUUACAGGGGUCCAUUCCAAAGCCGGUUAAAGUCUAGGGAGAAUGGAUCUUAAGCACACGAUAAUAAUUGGGUUUUAAUUAUUUUAGUUAUUGUAUGAGAGACAAGCAUAUUACAGGGACAAUUAAGUACUUUGUGGCUGGACUAUUUUUAAAAAACCAACUGGAAAGCUUCAGACAUUUCAAGUGAAAGCUCUCAUAUGCUUUCCUGUCCUUUAGCUAAUGAGAUCAACGGGGUAUUAUUCUUAUUCUGUUUAUUGCAAGCACCUUUUCUGUGGGUGUCCAAUUAAUAUAAUAGAUCCAUUGAUUUGAUGGCAUUAAAAAAGACUCCCACUCUUAUUCUCAAUGAAACCGAAUUUUUCUGGCAUUAUGGUUAUGCUUUUAAAAAGUCCUUCCUUAUCUGUUAGAGAUAUGUACUACAGUAUCUGCCAGUGAAAUAAUAUAAAGUCUGAAAUGUGCUUUAAAACACAGCAGCCCAUCCACUCCCUUCCUCCCACCCACCCAGCUCCAGACAUGGAGGUAUAAAUGAAACAAUUGGAAACUGUUGAAAAUAGUUGACCUUGGGUGACAUAUAUUUAAUUAUUUAUUGCUGCAAAUUGCCACAAACGUAGUGGCCUUAAAACAAGAUAGAUUUUUCUCACAGUUUUUAUGGAUCAGGUGUCCAGGUACACUCAGUCCUCCACUUAGGGUCUCACGCCUGCCAUCAAGGGGCUGGCCAGGCUGCAUUCACAUUCACUGGAGAAGAACUGGCUUUCACUCUGACUCCGGGCACAGGGAAAAUUCCUUUCCUUGCAGCAGUAGGACUGAGGGCCCUGGCUUUUUGCUGGCUGGAGACUGGAGACUGUCCUCAGCUCCAAGAGGGAACCUGCAGUUCCUAGAGGUUACGUGGACUUCAUUGUCACUUGGGCUUUCCGAGCACAGCCACUUAAUUCAUCAGGCCUGCAAGGAGAGUCCCCAGAGUGAGUCUCCAGCAAGACAGAAUUUUAUAUAACAUAAAGCAAUCCCAUGGGGGCAACUUCAAAUGUGAACAUUCUGUUGGCCAGAAAGCAUGUUUUGCACACACUCAAAGGGAGAGGAGUACACAGGGCAUGAACACUAGGGUGAGGGGGCAUCCUGGAGUGCAUCCACCACAGUGUACAAGACGGUCCAUUAUGCUAUUCUUACCUACCACAUCUACCAAAUGUUUAUGUUUGACAUUUUCCAUAAUAAAAAAUGAAUUAGUUUUAAAAUGUUACCUAAAUUUUCCGCAGCAAAUAAGAUACGCUGAUAUGACUUCUAAAUAAGCUGAUACAAUCGUCUGUAGUUGUCUUCCUAGGGAUUACUUUUUUCUUCCCACUCCAUGUAUACUAAGACCUCUGCAGUUAAUUCACUUGUACGGGUUACUCUCCCCUAAGGGCAUUCACUAGAACUCGUGUGUGAUAGCUGCAGAAUUCACCUCACCAACUACAGUUGAUCUUGAAUAAUAUGGGUUUGAACAGCGUGGAUGCCCUUAGACACGGAUUUUUUUCAACCAAAUGCAGAUGGAAAAUACAGCAUCCCUGGGAUGGGAAAUGCAAGUAUUCAAAGGGCAAAGGCCAACUCUUCCUAUAUGCAGGUUCUGUGGAGCCUGUUUAAGGACCUGAAUAUGUGCAGAUUCAGGUAUACGCAGGUGAUCCUGGAACCAAUCUCCUGAGGAUACUGAGGGACGAUUGUAAAACCUACUGUAGAAGGUAUGGUAGAGUUUAUUCAUUUAUUUUGCAGUUAUCUAUUUUAGGGCCUAGAUUGUGCUAAGUACUGUUUUAGCAGCAGCGAUAUAAGAAGAUCCAAGAUAGAAGCUUAUAUUUGGGGGCUGGGGGAGAGGUGGAGAGAAGAAACAAAUAAAUAAAUGACUAAUAAGACAAUUUCAGAGAGUAAUUACAAGAACGAGAAAACAAAGCAGGGUUAUGGGAUGGACAGACUGGGGUCGGACAGAGAAUCAAAUGAUGAGAAGCAGCAAGUACCAAGUCCUCAAGGCAGAACAACCUGGAAAAUUCUAGGGGUACAAAGAAAAACCAGUCUGGCUGGAGUGGAGCGAGGGCCAGGGAGAGAGGGAAAAAGGAACAGGACCAAGGAAGCAUCUGGAAUUCAUUCUAUAUGCACCAGCAUCAAUUCUGUAUGCCACACUCUGUACCCACCAUAGGUGUAAGUGUUGAGGGGUCUGAAAGAAGAAUCACCAUCCUUUCCCUCCAGGAAUGUAUAGAUUCCAAACUUUAAUGCUAGAGGGAUGUCAGCGUAUCUAGAAUUAGAGACCAAAACGUAUUUCUCAAACAAGGACACUGAAAAGUCAAAAGACCUGCUAAAAAUUCCUUGAGAAUGCCUCGCCAAUAACAAAUAAUCCAAAAAUGAGUCUUGAAUUGAAUUGAAAGAGUGCAUGAUCUACUUUUGCUAAAUCGAGUUUAGCCUAAUGCUGCCUCUUUACAUAUUUUAAGUUUGGCCUAAAGGUUUCUCUGUACACUGUGAACUAUAGCCUAAAUGGAAGUGUAAACAGAGUGUGAUCUACUCAGGUGUCAGUUACUGAGUUUUGGCCACUCAAUUGUGGCCAAUUGUUCAAACCAUGUUCAAAUAAGACAAACGCUGAGCUGUAACCAUCUGGCUGUUUCCGUACCUCAUUUCCACUUUCUGUACGUCACUUUCUUUUUUCUGUCCAUAAAUUCUCUUCCACCACGCGGCUGCACUGGAGUCUCUGAGGCUACCCUGGCUCAGGAGGCUGCCCAAUUCAUGAAUCAUUCUUUGCUCAGUUAAACUAUUUUAAAUUGAAUUCAGCUGAAGUUUUUCUUUUAGCACUUUAAAGCUUUAGAAAAUUGAUAAUGAAUGUUUAGUGCUUGUCACAUGCAGGGCAGUACGAUAGAGAAGGUAAAUGCGGCAGAGAAACUACAGUUGAGGUUGGGAAACAAGAUGGAGGCACAUGAGAAAUUCAAUAAUACAAUAAAAUGAUAUUAUAAAAAUAAUGAUCUUUUCUCCAGAGUAUUUUUGUAUUAGGCAAUCUCCUGGUUGUUUAUACAUUUAGAUCAUUAAAUCCAGAGGACAACCUGAUGAGGCAGGGAUUAUUAUCUUUAUUUCACAGAGGAGGAAACUGAAGAUCAGAGAAGUUAGGUGAUUUGCCCAGGGUUUUGCAGUAAGUAAGUAAUAGAGUCAAGAUUCUAGGCCAGAUAUGAAUGUCUGACUCAGGCUUUCCUAUAUCCCCCAUACAAUGGAAAGCGCAUGCAGUCUGAUGAACCAACAACUGAGUGGAAUAGAGAAAUCAUCUUGAUUUCAGAGCGAAGAGAAAUCUCAGGCCCAGCCUGUAGCAAAGUGCACCUCUGACCUUGACAGUUUGGACAGGAAGAAUAUAAAAGGGUUAGUCUCUCAGGGAAAUGGGGAUGGGUACAGAAAAGUAAAUUAUUGGGAAAGUACAUGAUGUUUCUAGCUGGAGUAGAACUGACAGGGAUCCAAGCAAAAUUAGUUUAUUUGGGAGGGGAUUGCAGAAAACACCAGCAGAAGAGCGAGGAAGUGAGAUAGGGAGGGAAAAGAAACCAAUAAAGCAUGCGCUAUCGAGCAAGCUACCACAGUGGGCCACUGAAACUCAGGCCCUCUAGGGCAGUGGUCCCCAACUUUUUGGCACCAAGGACCAGUUUUGUGGAAGACAAUUUUUCCACGAACCGAAGGGUGAGGGGAUGGGGGCAUGGUUUGGGGAUGAGUCAAGUGCAUUACACUGAUUGUGUACUUUAUUUCUAUUAUUAUGAUUACAUUAUAAUAUAUAAAGAAAGAAUUAUACUACUCACCAUAAGGUAGAAUCAGUGAGAGCCCUGAGCUGUUUUCCUGCAAUUAGACAGCCCCAGUGGGGGUGAUGGGAGGCAGUGACAGAUCAUCAGGCAUUAGAUUCUCAUAAUGAGCGUGCACUCUAGGUCCCUCACAUGCUCAGUUCACAAUAGGGUUCACACUCCUAUGAGAAUCUAAUGCUAAUCUGACAGGAGAUGGAGCUCAGGCAGUAAUGUGCGUGAUAGGGAGGGCUGUAAAUACAGCGGAAGCUUCGCUCACUUGUCCGCUA
Messenger RNA from Symphalangus syndactylus (siamang), 5472 nucleotides. RefSeq lists its product as uncharacterized. Lineage: Eukaryota; Metazoa; Chordata; Mammalia; Primates; Hylobatidae. The record is from RefSeq and is a predicted model, not a curated record.